AAAAGAAAGCUGUUUGUCUUCAUCACUGGUUUGGUGAUAGUCUUGAAUAGCACCCUCGGAUCCGCCCUUCCGAGCGGUGCAAUCGAUUUCAUCGCGGCCGACUUUGGCAUAUCGAACCAGCAACAGCUCGUACUGCCGAUAACUACCUACUUGAUCGGAUAUGUUCUCGGGCCUAUAAUUUUCGGUCCUUUGUCUGAGACAUAUGGGAGGCGUCCGGUGAUGAUAUGGACUUUCGCAGGAUAUACAAUCUUCAGUCUCGCCUGUGCUGUUGCGCCCAAUUUUGCGGCUAUUGUUAUCUUCAGGCUAUUCUCUGGUAUCUUUGCUUCUUCACCAACUGCAGUCGUUGGAGGGUUGUAUGCGGAUAUCUUUUCUGAUCCCAAGACCAGAGGAAGAUCGAUGGCUGGAUUUAUGGCUGCUACAACACUUGGCCCUACAAUGGGGCCUCUAAUCUCUGGUUAUAUCUCUAGUAUCAGUUGGAGGUGGACAUUUUGGAUCGGGUUGAUCAUCACUGGAGCUUCAUGGCCUGCGCUGAUCUUUCUCCCAGAAACCUUUCGUCCUGUAUUGCUGCGAAAGCAUAAUGAGAUUCAUAAUAUUAUAUCUGCCGAUGUGAACCUGGCUGCUCCCAGUCUACGAGAACUUGUCACGCGAGUGUUGACACGCCCUAUCCGAAUGAUUUAUUCCGAGUCAAUUGUUUUAUUCUCCUGUGUCUAUCUUUCCUUGACAUAUUCUAUAUUUUACCUCUUCUUUGAGGCUUAUCCUAUCAUAUUCAAAGGAAUAUACGGCUUCAGUACCGGACAAUGCGGUCUAGCAUUUAUUCCCAUCGGAAUCGGUGCUCUCCUAUCCUUUAUAGUUUACCUCGCCUACGACUCUUUCUACCAACGCGCCCAAUCCCAAGCUAAAACCUGGGUGAGUAUCGAAGAAUAUCGCCGUCUCCCCCUCGCCUGCCUCGGCGGGCCCCUAUAUACUAUAUCCCUCUUCUGGCUGGCCUGGUCCGCCCAGCCAUCCAUCCAUUGGAUUGUCCCCAUGCUGUCUGGCAUCCCCUUCGGUAUUGGCUUCCUGCUCAUAUUCAUGGCACUAAUUAACUAUCUCGCUGACGCGUAUGGGACCUAUGCGGCGAGUGCGUUGGGUGCUGCGAGCUGUAUGAGAAGUGUAUCCGGUGCGCUGUUGCCGCUUGCUACGUCGCCAAUGUAUGCGCGGCUGGGAAUUCAUUGGGCGACUAGUUUGCUGGGGUUUGCAAGUUUGGUGAUGAUUUUGAUCCCGUUUGCUUUUAUUACUUUUGGGGAUUAUCUUAGGCGGAAUAGUGCUUUUAGUCAGUCUGCUAAGGCGAGGUGA
Molecule: messenger RNA, 1332 nt
Organism: Penicillium hordei
Lineage: Eukaryota; Fungi; Ascomycota; Eurotiomycetes; Eurotiales; Aspergillaceae
Product: MFS transporter
Exons: 5
Biological process (GO): transmembrane transport
Molecular function (GO): transmembrane transporter activity
Source: RefSeq, a predicted model, not a curated record